This is a messenger RNA of Delphinapterus leucas (beluga whale), 3710 nucleotides long. The record is from RefSeq and is a predicted model, not a curated record. Lineage: Eukaryota; Metazoa; Chordata; Mammalia; Artiodactyla; Monodontidae.
ACUAGCGGCGCGGACCGCGGGGGAGGCGGCGGGGGCUAGGCGGGCUCCCGGCGGGCGAGAGGCAGCUGCGGGCCGGGCUGAGUCAGAAAGCGGCGGCCGGACUCGCCCGGGAAGGGGAGAGCGAGAGCCCGGCGGGCCGGGCUGCGGGGCCGGGGAGCGCGGAGCCGGGCGCCUCAGCCACCCGCGGCGACACAGGAGCCUGGCCGCCCACCCACGCAGCCCGAGCCCUCACCCGCCGGCCGGCCCCUCUGGGAUGCCCGAGGGACCCAGGCAUCCAGGACGGUGACAGAGCGAGCCCGAGGAUGGGACGGCGCUUGCAGCUCCGGCUUGUCAAGACCCUUCUCCUCCUGGGGCUGCACUCCAUCUCCGCCUCCCUCCAGGACCAGCACUGCGAGAGCCUAUCCCUGGCCGGCAACAUCUCUGGUGAGCACCCCCACCUGCCUCCUGCAAGAUUCCAGGUCCCCAGCCCCCCACCCCCAGGGCUCCCAGAGCCUGCACACAGAGCCAUGCCCUGGGGCAGGAACAGCGGAGAGAUUUCCCCUCUGGGGCUCCAAGCAAUCCAUCAUUUAUCCACGGAGUGCUGUGUUGAGCGGGAUCCUGAAGGACUGCAGUGCAAUGCAUCCGUGGACCUCAUUGGCACCUGCUGGCCCCAGAGCCCCGCAGGGCAGCUGGUGGUUCGACCCUGCCCUGCCUAUUUCUACGGUGUCCGCUACAACACCACAAACAACGGCUACCGGGAGUGCCUGGCCAAUGGCACCUGGGCCGCCCGCGUGAACUACUCGGAAUGCCAGGAGAUCCUUAGCGAGGAGAAGAAGAGCAAAGUACACUACCACGUUGCCGUCAUCAUCAACUACCUGGGCCACUGCAUCUCCCUGGUAGCCCUCCUGGUGGCCUUUGUCCUAUUUCUGCGGCUCAGGAGCAUCCGGUGCCUGAGAAACAUCAUCCACUGGAACCUCAUCUCGGCCUUCAUCCUGCGGAACGCCACGUGGUUCGUGGUCCAGCUCACCAUGAGCCCGGAAGUCCACCAGAGCAAUGUGGGCUGGUGCAGGCUGGUGACAGCCGCCUACAACUACUUCCACGUGACCAACUUCUUCUGGAUGUUUGGCGAGGGCUGCUACCUGCACACAGCCAUCGUGCUGACGUACUCCACCGACCGGCUGCGCAAGUGGAUGUUCAUCUGCAUUGGCUGGGGUGUGCCUUUCCCCAUCAUCGUGGCCUGGGCCAUUGGGAAGCUGUACUACGACAAUGAGAAGUGCUGGUUUGGCAAAAGGCCUGGGGUGUACACGGACUACAUCUACCAGGGCCCCAUGAUCUUGGUCCUGCUGAUCAAUUUCAUCUUCCUUUUCAACAUCGUCCGCAUCCUCAUGACCAAACUCCGGGCAUCCACCACGUCUGAGACCAUUCAGUACAGGAAGGCUGUGAAGGCCACCCUGGUGCUGCUACCCCUCCUGGGCAUCACGUACAUGCUGUUCUUCGUGAACCCCGGGGAGGACGAGGUCUCCCGGGUCGUCUUCAUCUACUUCAACUCCUUCCUGGAAUCCUUCCAGGGUUUCUUCGUAUCUGUGUUCUACUGCUUCCUCAACAGCGAGGUCCGCUCUGCCAUCCGGAAAAGGUGGCACCGAUGGCAGGACAAGCACUCGAUCCGCGCCCGCGUGGCCCGCGCCAUGUCCAUCCCCACCUCCCCCACCCGUGUCAGCUUUCACAGCAUCAAACAGUCCACAGCAGUCUGAGCUGGAGGGCUGUGGAGUGGCCCCCAAGAUCCACGGCUGGGGAGAUGGUCGCCAGGCUCAGCUGGCCACCCUGUCUGUGGAGGGGACCAGCUCUCUCCCACACCCUGUGCCCCCAGGAGUAGCUGGCUGGCACUGAGAGCCCGGGAGGCCCCUCCCGCACCCCCAGCUGAGCAGGAGUUCCAGGCCUCUGAGAGCAGUCUGGGCCACGGGAUGAAUGGAAGAUAACCUAUAGGCCUGCGCUGGGCCCAGGGCCUCUGGCUCCCCUUUGUCCCAAGAAUGGAACAGAAAUGGAGUGGAGAUGGAGAGCAGGGAAUCCAAAGCAGCAUGUGGGUCCCUCCAAGAGGUGUUUGCUUCCAGAGCACAAGAUGGCAGCCCAUUGGAGACCCCGGGAUGUCCUCAGCGACUGUGCGGGGCCAUCCACUCCUCCAGGAGAAUCAUGGGAAACUCUUGUGACAGCGUUCAAGCCACGGUGAUGAUGCCUCCAGGCCUUAGCAGUGCUUUCCAACACCACUGGGAACCAAGGCCGUGUUGUCAGAAGCCCUGCUGACAUUGUUAGAAGUCAGGCGGCAUCAUCAGACAUCAGGCCACGUCACCGAAAUCCUCCCAAGCCACCGGAAAUUCGUGUGACCCUGUUGCACUGCCACCAGAAAUGCCCUGCCUCGCUGCCUCACACCCUUGGACCUUUACUACCGCACAGCCCACAUGGGUUCCCCCUCCUUAACCUCCUGCCCCAGGUGUCUCCCCCUUCGUGAGAUGAUGGGGAGGUGGGAGGGUGACAGAGUGUCCUUGAGCAAAAGCCAGUGUGUGCCCCAGCCAAAGCCAGCCUCCCUUUGAGGGGCAGAGAAUACUGGGGGCCACCCAGCCUGCUGUUUUCAGUGACCUGGCCUCUGGGGCAACCCCUCUGCUGGUCAAAGGGACCCUGUGGCCCUUGGAUGACCUCAUUGGGAAGCAUCAUUAGCUAAGCAAAGAUAGAAGAGUGUGGGGCACUCAGCCCCCCUCUGCCUCAAGUUCCCCAGAGCAGGACAAGUGGCUCCUGGGGCAACCAGCCAGCUGACCGCUUACACCCCUGGUAAGGACCCAGCCACAUCCAGAGAUACUGGACAGCCGGAGCAGGGCUUUGGGGGAGUGGGGCUGGGAGAUGGGGGUGGCUAGUGUAAAUAAUAAUGUUUAUCUUUCAACCAGCACUUGUGAAGCCUGGUAUGUGCUAGGGCUGGGUAGGGAGGGUACCACAAAGAAAUGGAGGCCACUUUCAGCCUUUAGGGUCACCGUGUGGUUGGGGAACCAGUGGCACUCAGACACACGCCAAUGAUGGGGCGCUAGGGGAGCCCCUGAGGUCCAGGAGAGGACUUAGGAGAAGGGCAUGGGUCUGUGGGGACCAGGUAAGGGCAGCUUUUGUAAGGGGGCGAGUUGUAGGGAGAAGGUGGAGGACACCACGGGCCGGGCACAGCUUGAGCACAGGGACCAGACCGAAGUGUGUCCCAGCCCCAGGGGAGGAGAUAAGCUGGGAACAGGAAGGAAUUAGGAAGCAGGGAAGGCCGAACAGGCUUGAAUGCUGUCUUAGCAUGGAAACCCCAGAAGCAUACCAAGAGACAAGGCUUCGAGAACCAACUCCAGGGUAGGGGCGCACACGCCCACCACCGUGGGCAGCUGCAGCCAGUCCUGCUGCGGAAGCUGGGAGAGCCGGGUGGGACCCACACCUGCGCCGUCCCACCUGAGGGGCCAGGGAUGUGUAUCCACCAGCUCCUGGGGGACAGUAAAUCCCUGCACCUCCUGCGGAGUCCGGGAGAGUGCCGGGCACAACGUGGGCCACGUCCUCGGGGCAGGAGGUGGUUGGGGCACAGACGCUCCACCCAACACACUCAGGCCCGGGCCUUGCCUCUGAGUCUCUGACCUGGAAAGAGGGCCACGCAGGGGUGUGUGUGUAUGCACGAGUGCAUGCGCACACAUGUGCACACGGGUGCGUGUGCUAUCAGGACACCA